AUGUGGUUGAAGCAAACAGUUCAAAGUUUAAAGAGAACAGCAGCAAUCUCAAAGGCUCAAGCAAUCAAGAAUUUGAGCACCCAAAUCAAGAAAGAAAAUGUCCCAACAGAGAAACUAGACUGUGUGGUGAUAGGAGCAGGAGUGGUGGGGAUAGCAAUAGCUAGAGAGCUUGCUUCCAAAGGCAGAGAGGUUUUGGUCCUUGACUGCGCCACCACUUUUGGCACUGGCACCAGUUCUCGCAACAGUGAAGUCAUUCAUGCUGGCAUCUACUACCCAAAUAAUUCUCUCAAGGCUAUAUUUUGUGUGAGGGGAAGAGAACUUCUGUACAAAUAUUGCUAUGAACAUGGGGUGCCAUAUAAACAGACAGGGAAGCUAAUAGUUGCAACUGGACCAUUGGAGAUUCCGAAGUUAAAUGAGUUAAUGCAUCGUGGAACUCAAAAUGGGGUUGAUGGUUUGAAGAUGUUAAAGGGUUUUGAAGCCAUGAAAAUGGAACCUGAAUUGCAAUGCAAGGAAGCAUUACUAUCACCUGUUUCAGGGAUUGUUGAUUCUCAUUCACUAAUGCUAUCUUUAGUGGGAGAAGCUGAAAAUAAUGGAACAACCUUCUCUUAUAACUCUACAGUCAUUGGUGGCCAUCUUGAAGGGAAUUUUCUGCACCUCCAUGUUUUAGAAAGCAAAGAUCUAGAGAAUUCGAAGGGAGAGGAUCCAUUGCAUCCAGAGCUCAUACUUGUUCCUAAGCUUGUAGUGAAUUCUGCAGGAUUAGCUUCCCUGGCCCUUGCGAAGAGAUUUCAUGGCCUAGAUAAUGGUAUAAUUCCUCCAGGGUACUUUGCUCGUGGUUGCUACUUCACCUUAUCAAGUACAAAGGUUCCUCCUUUUGAACAUUUGAUAUAUCCUAUACCUGAGGAUGGUGGCCUUGGAGUGCAUGUUACUCUGGAUUUAGAUGGCCAAGUCAAGUUUGGCCCGGAUGUUGAAUGGAUCGAUGGCACAGAUGAUAUAUCAAGCUUUCUAAAUAAGUAUGACUAUUCUGUAAGUGCCAGUCGUGCAGAGAGAUUCUACCCAGAGAUAAGAAAGUACUAUCCAAAUCUGAAGGAUGGAUCACUGGAGCCAGGUUAUGCAGGGAUUCGACCAAAAAUAUCUGGUCCUCGACAGUCUCCGGUUGACUUUGUAAUACAGGGAGAGGAUAUCCAUGGGGUGCCUGGUCUUGUUAACCUCUUUGGAAUUGAGUCACCUGGCCUAACUGCAAGUAUGGCAAUUGCAGAGCAUGUAGCUGCCAGAUUCUUAAAGUGA
Dovyalis caffra is the source of this 1284-nucleotide messenger RNA. NCBI's taxonomy places the organism in Eukaryota, Viridiplantae, Streptophyta, Magnoliopsida, Malpighiales, Salicaceae. The record is from the annotation of a GenBank genome assembly.